AUGCGCGCGCGCGCGUCCGCGAGCGCGUCGGCGCGACGCGCGGUGCGUGCGCCGCGGUGGUGCGCGCCGGGACGACGCGCACAGGCGACGGCGACGGCGACGCGGAGAGACCCGCGGUUCGCGGCGUCGGCGCGGCCGGUGGUGAUCGUCGAUAACUACGAUAGUUUCACGUAUAACCUGUCGCAGUACCUGGGCGAUUGCGGGUGCGACCACGUGGUGGUGAAGAAUGAUGAGAUCACGGUGGAGGCGCUGCGGGCGAUGAACCCGCGCGGGGUGAUGGUGUCGCCGGGACCGGGACGGCCGGAGGAUUCGGGGAUCUCUCUGGACGUCGUUCGAGAGCUUGGACCGGAAUUUGGAGUGUUUGGCGUGUGCAUGGGACAUCAGUGCAUCGGACAGGUGUUCGGGGGGGAUAUCGUGCGGGCGCCGACGGGGUUGAUGCACGGAAAGUCGUCGCCGGUGUGGCAUCGCGUCGAGGUGGAUACCCUGCUGAGUGGCUUGCCGAGCCCGUUCCAGGCGGCGCGGUAUCACUCGCUCGUGAUCUCGCGCGAGAACUUUCCCGAUAGCGAGCUCGAGAUCACGGCGUGGACCGAGGAUGAGACCAUCAUGGCGGUGAAGCACAAGAAAUAUCCGUGGAUCCAGGGCGUGCAGUUCCACCCGGAGAGCAUCAUCACCGAGAACGGGCUCACGAUCGUGCGGAACUGGGUGAACCUGAUCAACGCGCGCGCGGAGAACGCCGCGGGGUAA
This is a messenger RNA of Ostreococcus tauri, 744 nucleotides long. RefSeq names its product Glutamine amidotransferase. The transcript has a single exon. Gene Ontology annotation, biological process: L-tryptophan biosynthetic process. Bases 1 to 744 code for a protein of 247 amino acids. NCBI's taxonomy places the organism in Eukaryota, Viridiplantae, Chlorophyta, Mamiellophyceae, Mamiellales, Bathycoccaceae. Gene Ontology annotation, cellular component: cytosol. The record is from RefSeq and is a predicted model, not a curated record.